UAUGAGAAGUAGGAAUAGAAAAUCAAUAUUGUGAUUAAACAGUAGACUAUUUUAAAUUUUCAUCCUCAUUCGCAAGCAGUUUCAAUUGAUAACAAUAUGAGUGCGACGCUGGUCAGCAUCGCAGAGGAGGACUUCUUCGGCACCGUAAUACGCUACGGAUUGUACGUCGGUGCUCUGUUCCAAAUGGUAUGCCUGGCUGCGUGCAUUGUACUCCCUGACGGAAGCUCCGAUGGGUUAAAUGGCCCGAAGGCAAACGACAGCGAAGACUCAAGUUCAGAGCAUUCGUCGCCGCAAAAUACUCCCAGACGUCCUUACCACCGAAGCCGCAAGCAGGAUAAGAAAAAGAGGCGUUAAGUAUUACGUUGAAGCCAGACAAAACUCACUUUCAGCUCCAUACAUAUAACCAUAGAGGCAGUGAUCUUCAAAUUAUGUCAGCAAAUUGAAAUAAUUCACUUCAUAUAUAGUAUACUUUGAAACAAAUGAAACAGGUUAAGCUUUAACUUUAGUUCAAUAAUAGAUUUUAUCAAAUAUGUUUCAACAAUACAUAGUUUAGUUUUCUGUUUUUUAGAAAGUCACAAUACAUUCCAAAUACGACAAAGAUUUUAAGAUCUGAAUGUCUCAUCUGAAAUAGUUGAACAUCCGUAAGUCAGUAUUUUAAUUGAUCCCUGUGUGUUCGUUUAUUUUAUGUACAUUAAGCUUAAGUAUUUUAUCGUAAGAAAGUUACAAUACUCUGUGUCGCUGCAAUAGAAUGCAGGCUUAUGUUUAAUUAAAUUGUGCAACAUGUGAUUAGUAUGUGCAAAAAAA
This is a messenger RNA of Aedes aegypti (yellow fever mosquito), 804 nucleotides long. Its product is annotated as protein anon-73B1. Gene Ontology annotation, cellular component: membrane. Lineage: Eukaryota; Metazoa; Arthropoda; Insecta; Diptera; Culicidae. Bases 97 to 354 code for a protein of 85 amino acids. The transcript is spliced from 2 exons. The record is from RefSeq and is a predicted model, not a curated record.